ACCAGCUAGCUCCGGCAUCGUUUGCGAACGCCUCGCCUCGCCUCUUCAAGCCGCGCCACGGCUCGCAAGUGGUCAGCGCCCUCACGACAGAUGCUCUACUAACAGCCUAGAGUGGCGCUCGGAGAACAUACGUGUACAUAAUCAGCCGAGGCAUAGACGUCCAACAGAGCGCUCUAACUCACAAUCAAGCAACUACUAUGGAGACCACCGCCGUUGUUUCCAGGCAAAAGCGAGGUCGAGAGACGUUCCUAGAAUGUGCAAGCCGCUUGAGCUUAGACGACAUGCUGCGAGAGCAGCUUCAGAAGCUCCUCGCUGCCCGGCUCGCGCAGCAGCAACAGCGCAUGCAGCUCGAAACAUCCCAGAUGAUGCGGCAGUCACCACUGGCAGCAGAGCCGCCGCUCGCGAUGCGGCCAGUCACUGGCCUGACCAAGAGGCAGAGGUUAGACGCGUAUUUGUCGUCCUUCGUCGUGCCAACUCCAGAUUCAUCGCCCACGAAGCAGUCCGCUCCCGCGGAUCACUGUACCCUCGCCAGCGCUCAAGACCGUUACUACUGCGCCGGCCCGCCGUUGGUCGGCGCCUGCAGCCCGCGCGAGUCAGUUUCCAUCGCGCCGCCGCCCGCUCCCGUUCUCGACGUUGCCGAUAUCAACACGCUCGUGCGACGGUCGUCGUCGUCGCUGCUCGCCUCGGAAGGGAGCCUCACGGACGCGGCGAACAUGGCGAUGGGGUUACCACAGUGGCGACGAUCGCCGACCUCCGGGGAUCCGUCGUCAAGUGCUCCUUCGUGCAACGUCGACGUGCGAUGGCAGGGAAACCACACGCCGCCGUUUGCUGGGCUCCUGGAGCAGCUGCGCAUGCAGCAGCAGCAGCAGUCGAUGCAGCAGACGCAACACGUGCCACGUGGGGAUGAGCGCGGCUUGCUGUCGCAGCAGAACCAGCAGUCGCUGGGGGCUUACAACAGCAACAGCCACGGCGUCGUCGCAUUUGUCGCACGGCAGUCGCCCGUCGUGGUUGAGUCACAGCAGCUGCUUAGGUCGCACAUCGAGGCGGUGGUGCACUCCAAGGUGCAGUCGGCCGUGGACGAAGCGUCUGCAAGCAGGCGAACCAUCGCAGCUCUCGAGGCGAAAGUUGCCAUCCUAUCAAACGAGCUCGUCCAGUCGCAGCGGAAGCUCGCGGCUUCACGUUCGCAGAGUGCAGCCCUAGAGGCGAGUCUCGCGAGGUCGCAGUUGGCCUUGGUGCAGGCGACGAUUAGGGAGGGCUAUGGCGACAGUGACGAGGCGAGUAACGGGAGUGGUCCUGACCAGCCAUGCUGCUCGUCGUGCCAUUAGCCAGCAGUGCAAGGGCCCUUCGGAUUAGAACUAUCAUUUGGCAU
Closterium sp. NIES-67 is the source of this 1369-nucleotide messenger RNA. Lineage: Eukaryota; Viridiplantae; Streptophyta; Zygnematophyceae; Desmidiales; Closteriaceae. The record is from the annotation of a GenBank genome assembly.